Molecule: messenger RNA, 3865 nt
Organism: Etheostoma spectabile (orangethroat darter)
Lineage: Eukaryota; Metazoa; Chordata; Actinopteri; Perciformes; Percidae
Gene: shtn3
Product: shootin 3
Biological process (GO): neuron projection morphogenesis; positive regulation of neuron migration
Cellular component (GO): cell leading edge; axonal growth cone; cytoplasm
Source: RefSeq, a predicted model, not a curated record
AUGACGGAGUACGCAGAUGACCAGCAUCGAUUGGUGUAUCAGGGGGACAGGGAGGAGGAGGAUCGGAGUCUGUGGGGCCAUUUGCUCUCUGGUGUCCGCACUACUGCCUACAGCUCAACAACCUCUACAAACAAGGGCUUGUCUCAGAUGGUGAUUGAGGAGGUGAGUCUGCAGACUCAGCUGGAGAUCGAGAAGUCGUGCCGGGAGAAUGCAGAAGCCCUGGCCACAAAGCUGAACUGUGAGAACAGGAAGUUCAAGUACCUGAGCCUGUCGUCCCGUCCGUGUUUGGACGAGCUGCUUCCCAGCAUCUCCGACUGCAUCGCUCUGGACGCCGACGCCGACGCGGCCGACGGCGGCACCGACACCUUCACCCAGUACCAACAACAGGUUAAAGAUCUGAGGGAGAUGGUGAACACCUUACUGGAGGAGAAGAAGAGUUUUGUGUGUCAGAUUCAUGAACAGCAGAGGCGGAUAGAAGAGCUGACUGCACAGUCGGAGAAAGGUCAGGCCGAGAUGAAGGAGCUCCGUGAAACUAACGAGAAACAAAGUAAAACCAUCAAGAGGUUUAACAGAGUCUCCGUGAUGGCGGCGCAGGAGUACGACGGGAUGAAGGAGCAGCUCGACCUGGAGCAGAGCCUGAGAGCCAAAGCCGAGACGUAUGCACACGAGAUGCUGGUGAAACAGAAGGAGGCCAACAGGCAGAGUAUGCUGCUGCUGCAGAGCGCUGAGCCCAGCGUUCAGCUUCUGAAAGCUCUGGAGGACGUCGCCGCCGUCACCAAAACGCUGGAGGAGGAGCGUCUGCAGCAUCAGCAGAAAGUGGCGAGCCUCGAGGCCCAGCUGGAGCAGAGCUGUGUGAAGCAGCAGCUGGAGGCGCUGCAGAGGCAGCUGGAGCUGCUGGAGGAGGCCAAGAAGGAGGUGGAGGGACGAGUGGAGCAGGCAGAGAAGAAGAACGAGGAGCUGGAGAGCAGAGGAACCCGGGGUCGCCCGCCCCCCCCCCCUCCCCCGCAGCCCCCACCUCCCCCUCCUCCUCCCCCUCCACCCCCGCCCCCACCUCCCCCCUCGAGAUGCAACCCCCUCAGAGUUCCACACAUGUGUCUCUUCACCGAGGCGGGGGGUUGGUGGGGCUUCGGACAUCAGGGCCAAAAAUCCGAACCGGGUCUUUGCUUUUUCACACACAUAAACCUGGUCUGGGCCAAGGAAAACGGUUCUAACUCAGAAACCAAACUACGCUGGCCCGAGAAAGAACCGGUUACUCAGGGAAACCAGAACCACCGUGGUCUGGGGGGAAACCAGAACCCCGUGGUCUGGGAAGGAACCAACGGUCUUGCUGCUCUCAGGCUGGGGAAGAUCCAGCUGGUCUUAGAGAACCGGAUGAACCAGCAUGAACUGCACUCAGAACCAACCAGACCCGCACUUGCCCCUCCAGCGGGCGAGGGCGACGACGUGAAGGCGAAGGCGGUGAACGAGAUGAUGGAAAGGAUCAAACAUGGCGUCGUCCUGCGGCCCGUCAAGAGUCAGGACAGCAAGGUGAGGAUGACGUGCAGACCGAGAGGUUUAACUCCGCUGGCCGCCUGUAAUCGCGAGGAGAAACCGCAGGAGAGCGCCAUGGAGGAACUGAAAGGCAUCCUGGAGACGGUGAAGCGGAGCCCAAGCCGAGGCUCCCAGGAGUCGGGGCCGUCGCCUCCGGGGAAGAAGGACAGCGAGCUGGAGGUCAUCCUGAGACGCCGACGCAACAGGGCGGGGGAAGCCGGCUCCGGAGAUGAGCGAGAGGGCCAGAUGAGUCACGUGUCCUCCCUGGACAGCCUGAACGGGAGGCGCACCAGCAGCGACUCGGGCAAGGAUCCCGAUGGCCCGGCGGGGCUGAGCGUCCCGAUGGACUCGGGUGCUGGUCCCAGGGUUAGCCCGGAGAGACCGGGGCCCGUCGUGGCCCGGAGGAAGAGCUCCGACUCGGGCAAAGUGUCCCGGGUGGGCUCCUGGCAGGAGAGGAGGUCCUGCAGCUCUCUGUCGGAGAAGGAAACAGCCGAGUCGCCGGUCAGCAACGGCUGCAUCAACAGUGGGGGGGACGAGGAUGGAGAUGCAACCGAGUCGCGAGUCCAGUCCAACGGCGUGGAGCACAGCGGACCCGUCGGGGACGCACACGCCACCCUCUGUGCCGGCCCGGUCAACGGCAGCACGGACGCCGAGUGCUAGGACUACGGGAGUCCACAGGAUCCCAGGCUGGUUUCUGCAAUCUGAUGCAUGCGUUUCAAUUGGCCGAUGUGAGAGUUACUCUCAGAUGAGAAGAACAGGUUUAGGGUGCGAUCACACGUUUUGCCUUUUGUUGCCCUAAUGGAUCAGAAAAUUGACUUUGUCGUAUUUUUGUAUUUCUUUUUUUUUUGUUUUUCAGAUUUACGCUAAUCAUUUAAAAGCUAACCGGGAGCCUGGUUACACGACUGGAAUUUACGGGGCUAAUUUAUUAAACGGGUCCGAGCAUUUCUGAUUCCAUUUCCUGAAGCUUUCUUUCACCUCUAACACGUGUCGAAGAAGGUGAACAUGAUUGCAACCCCCCGAGUUCAAAUGUCACUGUUCUCAACUGGACAAAUUAGGCUCGUUCGAGAUGAGCCAGGUCACCGGCGGUCGCCGCCCAAUGCAUGCUGGGUAGAUUUGAGACCCACUAGAUCCUGACUUGCUCUGACGUUACGCACACAUGGGCAACGAUGACCUCGUGAAAUCAAGGCGGCCGCGGGUUUUAAACCCCGACGCCACAGUUGUUCUCCACUGACAGCAAGACCCAGGGCAUGAUGGGAAACAGCUGGCUCUCAGCUGAUCCAACAGCUGAUUGGUUCAGAAUUGACUCAACAUGAUGAUGACGUUUGACAUCAAGUUUUUGUUAUCUUUUAACCCUUCUGAGGACAGAAGACGCACCGCCACAUCCAGAAAGUAAAACGCGAUAUUACAAAAUUUCAUAUACAUGUAUAUAUAUUUAAAAAAAAGAAUUAAGAUCAGUGUUUCAGCUAUUGCGCCAAAUUAUCUCUAGAAAAAAACGUGGAAGAAGAAAACCAUGUUUCAUUUUUGAUAUGAAACACAUGGGGAUCAGUUUUAUACUAAUAACCCAAAAAAGGUACAUUUAAGAAGAAGUGUGAAAGCUCCCUUAGACCUCAGAGGAAGAAGAGAGAUUUCAUUUGAUCUUUGUCUGAUUUAAAGACUUAUUCAUGUAUUCUGCAGAAUACAUGUUGUGACGUUUAGCCUAGCAGUCAGAUUACUGAUCAUCUGCAGUCGGUCCCAUAUUAACUUCAGCAACAGAUCACCUGGAGCGCAUUUUAACCGCUACUCUGUCAUAAUAACAACAACUGGACACGGUCUUCAAGCGCAUAAUAUGGGUCUGAUGACAUUUUAUUAAAUUGGAAUCUGACCUUCCAGGAUGUGUUUUUCUGUGACUUCCUGUUCAGACUGAAGACUGCUGGAAACAGCUGGAAACUGUACAACCUGAUUGCAGAUUUUCGACACCGCCCCCCCCCCCCCCCGGCAGAUCAUCUCGAACGAGCCUAUUAUCUCGACUUAAGUUGGAUUUGCUGCAGAUAAACUGUUCAGAACAUACUUGAUGUGAACGCACCCUAACUUAUCAGCCGUUGUAGAAGCCCUACAUCUCCCCAAUCAAACUGGGUCUGACAUCUUAUUCAACUUUAUAGCAUUUGAAAAACAAAUUGAAGUGUUUUUGAAAUAGUGUUGAGUAAAAGUUGACAUAUUCCAGUCUGUGAUUAUCCAUCAACAUCCAUUCCUUUAAUUUUAGUCUCAAUAAUUCCUAAUUUCUGCUUUUACAACUCAAACAUUAAUUAUAAUUUCCUAUAAAUGAGGUUUAUUGACACAAAAAAAUCCCAACUUUGCU